AUGUCCAAAGAAAAGACGGGCAUCAAGGUGGUGAUUGUGGGCGCCGGCUUCGGCGGGCUGACGGCGGCCAUCGAGUGCCACCGGCAGGGCCACGACGUGGAGAUUUACGAGUCGUUCCCGGCGCUCAAGGUGCUGGGCGACAUCAUCUCGUUCGGGUCCAACGCGGGCCGCAUCUUCCACCGCUGGGGCGCGACGCCGGGCGCGGUGGCCGAGCGCCUGCGGGCCGUGUCGAUCGACCUGCGCGAGUACGGCUUCCGCAUCCACAAGUACGACACGGGCGAGGUCGUGUUCCACCAAAAGUCGCCGCCGCCGGCCGAGGACGCGCCCGUCUUCAACGGCCACCGCGGCGAGCUGCACCAGAUUGUGUUUGACUACGCGCGCGACGAGCUGCAGAUCCCCAUCCACCUGGGCCACUACGUCGAGGACUACUUUGAGGACGGCGCGCAGGCGGGCAUCGUGGUCAAGGGCGGGCGCCGGGUGUACGCGGACGUGGUCGUGGGCGCCGACGGCGUGCGGUCCAAGGCGCGCACGCUGGUGCUGGGCUACGAGGACAAGCCCAAGAGCAGCGGCUACGCCGUGUGGCGCGCGUGGUUCCCCAACACGGACAUGAUGCGCGACCCGCGCACCAGGGCGUUCUGCGCCAACGGCGACACGUUCAACGGCUGGAUCGGCCCGGACGUGCACUUUUUGUUCUCCACCAUCAAGAACGGCAGCGACUGCUGCUGGGUGCUGACGCACCGCGACGAGCACGACAUCAAGGAGUCGUGGUCCUUCCCGGGCAAGCUCGAGGACGUGUACAAGGUGCUCGAGGGCUGGGACCCGCUGUGCCGCGCCAUCGUCGAGAAGACGCCGUCGCUCGUCGACUGGAAGCUCGUCUACCGCGACCCGCUGCCCACGUGGACCAGCACGCACGGCCGCAUCCUGCUGCUCGGCGACGCCGCGCACCCGUUCCUGCCGACCAGCGCGCAGGGCGCCACGCAGGCCAUGGAGGACGGCGUCACGCUCGCCGUGUGCCUGCGGCGCGCCGGCAAGGCGCAGGUGCCGGCGGCCGUCCGCGCGCACCAGGCGCUGCGCUACGACCGCGUGGGCGCCGUGCAGAAGACGGGCGAGACGACGCGCGACAUGUGGCACAAGACGGACUGGGCCAAGGUCAAGGAGGACCCCACCAGCAUCGGCUUCCCGCGCGACGAGUGGAUCCACAGCUUUGACGCCGAGAAGCACGCCGAGGAGCAGUUUGACGCCGCCCUGGCCAAGGUCCAGGCGGCCGCAAACGACACGGCGGCUGUCCCGGCGGCCGCCCCGGUUGUGUCGGCGGAGGCGUAG
Sporothrix brasiliensis 5110 is the source of this 1323-nucleotide messenger RNA. Its product is annotated as salicylate hydroxylase. The transcript has a single exon. Lineage: Eukaryota; Fungi; Ascomycota; Sordariomycetes; Ophiostomatales; Ophiostomataceae. Gene Ontology annotation, molecular function: monooxygenase activity; FAD binding. Gene Ontology annotation, biological process: secondary metabolite biosynthetic process. The record is from RefSeq and is a predicted model, not a curated record. Bases 1 to 1323 code for a protein of 440 amino acids.